Tupaia belangeri chinensis (Chinese tree shrew) is the source of this 2674-nucleotide messenger RNA. It is a transcript of the gene RFTN2, whose product is annotated as raftlin family member 2. The transcript has 10 exons. The record is from RefSeq and is a predicted model, not a curated record. The coding region runs from base 446 to 1942 and encodes 498 amino acids. NCBI's taxonomy places the organism in Eukaryota, Metazoa, Chordata, Mammalia, Scandentia, Tupaiidae.
AGUAGCAGGGAGGAAGGAGGGUGGGCGCAGGACAGAGGAAAGAGAAAACAGAACAAGAAUUUUAUGCCCCUGUGUCUGAAUAUAACCUCAACUUUCAGAUAAUAACAUCUGAGUUGCACUUUUGCCUUUUUAUUUCCGUUUUGGACACCUUUUUUAACAUCCAGCCAGCAGGGACAGACAAAGCACUGUGGUGCCCUGAGCGACAGAACUCUGGUAGGGGGCUGGCUGUAAAUUGACGUGGCAUGGAAAUUCUCCGCUAAGUUGUAGCAGCUUGCGUAUUUCUCUAAGACCAAGCCUCGCCUCCGGAGCUGUAGCUUAACCAUGGGUGCAGUGACUUUACAGAAAAAUGGAUAGGAACAAGUCUCCAGCUCCUUUCUUUGGACUCAAAUAUUUUCUUUUUGGGUGCCUACAUUUUAGCUGAAAACAAAAUCAAAGCAAUUUUGCCAUGGGGUGCGGACUUAGAAAGCUAGAAGACCCUGAUGAUAGCAGCCCUGGAAAAAUAUUUUCUACUCUGAAGAGACCGCAAGUGGAAACAAAGACAGAAUUUGCUUAUGAAUAUAUAUUGCUGGAUUUUACUUUACAAGCUUCAUCGAACCCAGAAGUCAUCCAGAUAAAUUCAAUUCUGGAUAUAGUAUCAAAAGUGGAAGACUAUUACCUUAAAGGCUAUAUUGUUGGGGCUGUUCAUCCUGUUAUACAACCCACAGGACAGCAAAAACACCUGCCAGCAAGUUACUUAUAUAGAGUGGUGCUGUCACGCUUGAAAUUGAGCCCGAAGCAUCCAGCAGCACCCAGUGGACAAAGACGCCCACGGCUUGUAAUUGAGGAGUGUCCUCUAACUUAUGAGACCCAAACAAACGACAUAGCAAAAGAGCUGAUAGAAAAGAUUAAUGUUGCUGCUAAAAGAGGAAUGAAAUUCGUAGGAUUCAUAUCACAGCAUCACCCACCAUCUAAAUUCUGCAAUGGAACCAACCAUGAUGGAGAUAUAGAAUCAAUGCUACAUAUAAGACACAGCUCAGAUGAAAACUAUAAGAGCUGGACUGAAGGAGUAUUAAGUGGACAAUUAUCUGAAAGUGGAACUGACGAAGAACUUCAUCAUGAAAGUGGGCAAUGUCCAGUGGAACAAAAUGGCAGGCCCAGCUCCUCCAAACCAAGAAAGGCAGAAGAUAACAAAUUAUAUACAGUCUUCAAUGUUUUUGAUGAUGAUUCAACCUGCCGGACCUAUCAGGAAAGCAUCUUGUCAAUGAAAGUAACGAGAAAAGGAUCUGUCAUUAGUACCCUUGAAGCUGAUUGGCUAGACUUAACUACAUUUUAUUAUAAGCAAGGCUUGUCUUUAAUUGAUUCUUUUGUAUGCUGGGAAACAUCUAAAGGGGACCAUUUGCCUAAAUCUUUGGAAGGAUUUUUUAUUUAUGAAGAAGAAGGUUCUGGAGUUCCAGGUUCUACUAGGAAGGGAAAUGAUGCCAUCGUAGUAGAACAAUGGACCAUUAUUGAGGGCUGUGAAAUCAAAACGGACUAUGGCCCUCUGCUGCACACUCUGGCUGAAUUUGGAUGGCUUCUGACCAGCGUGCUGCCUACACCUUUGCUGAGACAUGACAGUGAAGGCAAUUUGGCUACAAAGCAGGUUGUAUUCUUUCAGAGGCCAGUUAUAUGGAAUUCAACUGCUCAGACACAGGAAAGGAAAGCCAGCCAGCAAGUGAAAGGUGAGGACGGGAACAAAGUCGCCAGUAAGAGCGCCGGGUCAGACACGGCCACGUCACAAGCCACGGAGGGCAGGCACCCGUCCAAGGAGAGCUUCCUCUCUUUCUCCAGAGAAUGUUGGACGAAGGAGGGGAGGUCGGCACAGCACCCCAACCUCUUCGGGCUCAGCAGUAACAGUGUCCUCCAGGAAAUAGAUGAGGGACAGUUGGAUCAAGAAGAGGGAGUGACUCAGGUCACUUGUAUGUGAGCCAGGCAGUGACGCAACAGAAGGCUCUGGACAGAAGUAUUAAAAUAAGUGCCAAUUGUCUUUAUUGUAUUACUUUUUCAGACUCAGUUUUUCCUCUAAUCCAUGUAAACUUUGACAACAUCACAGACAAGGAAGAAUAACCAACAUAUCUGUAAAUUUAGAAUCAUGUUUACACUUCUCUCAACGGAAACGUCCGUCUAAAUAGAUGUCCCAUUAGGUUAUGAGGAAUAAUCUAAUGCAGUUUCUCAUGAAUGUACGGAGCAUACUUUCCUUGCAGUGCUUGCUCAGAAGUCUGAAUAUCUCACCCAGUAUUUUAUCUCAUUGGAAAGUUCUCAGGAAGUUACAGUAUCUCUCUUAAGCUGAACAAUAAUUGCUUGCUCUGUCUCUCACACACCCACAUGGGGCUGAUUAGUGAAAAUAAAUCCCUAUUUUCUGAAUGUAUCAGUCAAUCCAAUUUUGUCUUCUACUAUGGCAUGUAUAUACAAAGCAAGCCCCUACUUGUCAAAACAAAUUUUUUUGGAAAAAAAUAUCCUUUUCUGUAUGUCUUUGUUUUUAAAGGGGCACCAUGUUACCAACCCCGUCCUGAUUCACUGAGCUUUGACAUCACUGCUUCUGAUAGCCUGAAAACAGCCAAGUGAAGCAGCAUCUCUUAAAAUCCAAUCUGAAAAGGGAACCAGCAGUUAGCGUAAUGGCUAUGUCGCUGGAUUCCCACGUAGUCGACCGCGGUUCGUG